This is a messenger RNA of Fundulus heteroclitus (mummichog), 3160 nucleotides long. RefSeq names its product protein arginine methyltransferase 8b (gene prmt8b). NCBI's taxonomy places the organism in Eukaryota, Metazoa, Chordata, Actinopteri, Cyprinodontiformes, Fundulidae. Gene Ontology annotation, biological process: peptidyl-arginine methylation. The record is from RefSeq and is a predicted model, not a curated record. The coding region runs from base 393 to 1607 and encodes 404 amino acids. Gene Ontology annotation, molecular function: protein-arginine N-methyltransferase activity. The transcript is spliced from 10 exons. Gene Ontology annotation, cellular component: plasma membrane.
GAUGAUGAUGAUGAUGAUGAUGAUGAUGAUGAUGAUGAUGAUGAUGAUGAUGAUGAUUCUCCCGCUCGCAUCAAAACUACAACCUUCCAGUCGCAACUGUCUCCAGCCAAUAGACACCGAGUCCUCCCACACUGAGUCCUCCCUCUAAAACAACCUGCUUUCACGUUCACACUAUGGAUAAAAGAACAUUUCACCCUGCGCAAAUUCAUCGCAUAACUUCAUAAGUUUUGUAGACGAGGAUGGGAUUAACCCUAUAAGAUUGCUGUCAUGACUUUAUUCGUCUUUAAAUGCCUUCCCUGUAUAUGUUUCGGGGCUUUUUCUGCCUUUUGACACGUCUUUGCCGCGACUCAAGGCACUUAAAAAGAGUUUUAACCUAAAUCUCGCCGGCUCUCAUGGGACUGAGGCAUUCGUCGCGGUGUUUGCUGCUACGGCGGAAGAUGGCGGAGGCGGACAGCUCGGAGCGGCAACAGCCUGUCAAGUCCCCUCUUUCCCAGUCUGCCCAGCCAUCCUCUUUGCCGAAACCAGUGCCUACCCAUCAUGUGCCCUGCAUUCCUCACACGCCUCACGUAGCAGCGCUCGCCACCUGUCCUGGACGAGGCAAGAUUGCCAAGUUCAUAAGCCCAGAGGAAAUGACAUCAAGGGACUACUACUUUGACUCUUAUGCUCACUUUGGCAUCCACGAGGAGAUGCUGAAAGACGAGGUGCGGACGCUGACCUACCGCAACGCCAUGUACCACAACAAGCAUGUGUUCAAGGAUAAAAUCGUCCUGGAUGUUGGCAGCGGCACAGGAAUCCUCUCUAUGUUUGCUGCCAAUGCCGGUGCCAAACACGUGUACGGGAUCGAAUGCUCAAGCAUAUCUGAAUAUUCAGAGAAGAUUAUCAAGUCCAAUCACCUACACAACGUCAUUACCAUCUUCAAAGGCAAGGUGGAGGAGGUGGAGCUGCCCGUGGAGAAGGUGGACAUCAUCGUCUCUGAGUGGAUGGGUUACUGUCUCUUCUAUGAGUCCAUGCUGAAUACUGUCAUUUUCGCCAGGGACAAGUGGCUGAAACCGGGAGGCCUGAUGUUCCCAGACAGAGCAGCUCUCUAUGUGGUAGCCAUUGAAGACAGGCAGUAUAAGGACUUCAAGAUUCAUUGGUGGGAAAACGUGUACGGGUUCGACAUGAGCUGCAUUCGCAAUGUUGCCAUCAAAGAACCUCUGGUGGACGUGGUGGAUCCGAAGCAGGUGGUGACUAACGCCUGCCUCAUAAAGGAAGUGGACAUCUACACUGUGAAGCCAGAGGACUUGUCCUUCACCUCAGCUUUCUGUCUGCAGAUCCAGCGCAAUGACUACGUCCAUGCGCUGGUCACUUAUUUCAACAUAGAGUUCACCAAAUGUCACAAGAAGACUGGCUUCUCUACUGCGCCAGAUGCUGCCAGCACACACUGGAAGCAGACUGUGUUUUAUUUAGAGGACUACUUAACUGUCAAGAAAGGAGAAGAGAUCUUUGGCAGUAUCACCGUUAGACCCAAUGAGAAGAACGUGCGGGACCUGGAGUUCACCCUUGAACUAGAUUAUAAAGGACAACUAUGUGAAGCGGCUAUUUCUCACGACUAUAAAAUGCGUUAGCAGCAAACGAUAAGGCACUGGUGAGGAUCUGCCCCACGCCCGCCCGGACACGACUGCAGAGUGGUGGAGGCCGAAGGCGGUCCAGGAAGCCUACCAGUUGAUCAGGGUGGGAAGUAAACGGGUACGUCUUACAGGAUGCCAUCAAGUCUGCAUCUAAGUGAUGCAAACAGAAGGAGCACAGAAUCUUCCCUCAGAUAUAGUCCCAUCACAGACAGCGCCGGUCAGGAGUUUACAUGCAGUCAUUAUGGGUAUGCGUAUCAUUAAUUUAAGACCUUUAACAAAGCUUUUGGACCAUACAGUUUUCCACUAAGCCCAUAUAAUGCAAAAUAUAAAAGGGUAUUUAGGAAAACAAGAAAUAUUUGCAAUAAAGGUUUUAUUUGGAUAUAUCAUCUACACUAGGCCGAAGUUACACAGGCUCAAGUAUGUACAUAAAAAGCUAAAUUUGUUUUUUGAUAAAAUAUCUUUUUUAGAAGCUUAACAUUAGCCUGCCUCCAUUCCCAAAGUGGCAGACCAAGAAAGAAGACCCUGCUCCAAAACUGAUCACAUGGAUGAGGAAGACACCUUUUAGUGUGGUCAGACAAAAUAAAUAUCAAGCUAUUAUGUGACAUCGACAAAGAGAAUAUUCAGGAGUCAAGGUUAGAAUUUCAAGCCAAAGAGCAGCAUAUCUAUUGUUAAGCAUGGUGGUGGCAGAAUCAUACUGAGGGGCUGUAUUGUUUCAUUGGUGCAUUGCACGAAGUGGGUUAAAAAACUGAAGGAGGAAUACCUGCAAAUUCUUUAACUUCAUUCAAAAUGAAAUUAGAAACAGUUGAAAUGUGGACACAUAACUUGUUUUGAAAUGGAUACAGCAGGCUGACAUUAAGUUUCUGGAACGGCUCUGACCUUAAUCCCUACAAAUAUCUGGACUACGUUAAAAAGGUGGGUCUGAGCAAGGAAAACAACUAAUUUAAAAGCGGUCUACUCCUUCUGAUAACAGGGAUUUUCAAAUAUCCAGACAGAAUGGUACAGAAGGUCUACAAGAAGUGUGUUGUUUCUCUGCAACGUUUGGUCAUACAUCUAUUCAGGUCAUGAAUAUAUAAUUGAACCUGUAUAAAUGAGUUUGACCCAGUGUGGAUUAAAGAAAUUCUGUGUUUAAUUCCAACUUGUGCAAAGUGUUGCCGUUUCAAAAUAACCUCUUAUAUUAUCAGUCAAGUUUAAACAAGCCAUUUAAAUACAUAAUUAAAAGGUCAAAAUUAAUGAUAUGCAAAAGAUGAACAUAUGUAAGCUUCUGACAGGAACCCAUUAUUGAAUGUCAAGGCAUACAAAAAAAAAAAUUGUCAUUCACAAACUUUUUUUUUUUGUUAAAUAUGAGACAAAAAGCAUUGGAAUAAUUAUUUACUGUGUGCAGAGAUUGGAAAAUACAUGCGUGGUUUUAAAAGUGUAAAUGUUUCAAUGAAAAAAUACCAUUACAUGUAAAACUGUCUCUAAGUUUACUGAUCACCUCACUGGUUUCAGUUCUGAUUAUUAUUUGGAAAGUGAGUAUUUUAAGAACAAAUCGGGACAGACCUGGUGCAAAA